AAGCUUUAUCUCAUGAUGUAUUAUAUAAAUUCAUAUAGGUCUAGAUCUAUCUAGGUCGUUAUUAUUAUUAAUUUUCAUCUUAAGUGUUGAUAUUUACUUAGGCCUAGCUAUAGAUCUCUAGAAUUCUAGAUCUACUACUCGAGGAGUGAGUGUAGUGUAGGCCGGGAGUAGAUCUAGGUCUAGUAGUAGGGCAGGGUCCUAGUCCUAGCCUUGCAAAGUCAGGAAGGGCAAAUCAAAAUCUGAUCAAAAUCAGUUUCAUAAUGAAUUAGUUUCUAAGUAUCUUGAUCUAACUGCAAAGACGACAAAGAGCUUCGUUUGUGAAACUUUAACAACAUUAUAAUAUAUUAUCACUCAUUCCUGUGUUUGUGAAAGAAUGAAUGCUCAUCAGCAUCAGAAGAACUCGGAAUCAAAUACUGAUACUUAUGGGUACUCAUCAUCUGAGUUUAUUUAUCAAACAGCGUCAUGGGCUGAUACAUCGGCACCACAGCUUAGUAAGUUUGACAUAGAGUUACAUAAAAGAUGGGACCACGCCAUGAGUACAGGUGUGUUCCGUUAUAACAUUGACCACAUUGUGACACGCAUAUUGCCUGGGGAUAAACACUAUGUAGGGCAGCUGAACACACUACGCGCCACUGAAAGAAGGAAACCUCAGGUGAUCACAAGUGUCAAACAGCCGUUCAACCCUGAUGCCUUUAACUUCACCUGGGUCAAGCCAGAAGAAGUUAUUUUUAACUUGAAGAACUUGGACACAUCCCAACCACAACACCCCCAGUCUGGGUGUAAUGGGGAGGUGUCAUGUAAUGGAACAGCAGCCUCACACCAUCCAACAGACAGCCAAGGUGCACUAGAGAGCCACGGUGCACCAGACAGCCAAGGUGCACCAGACAGCCAAGGUGCACCAGAGAGGCACACACUGGUAGUGAAUGUCAGCCCAAUGGAGUACGGCCAUUGUCUGUUGGUACCACAGAUAGACUCACACCAGCCACAGAUCCUGACUCUGGUGUCUAUACAAGUGGCCCUUGAGACUAUGCUAUUGAGCAGACACAGGGGUUUCCGCAUGGGUUACAACAGUCUUUGUGCCUUUGCCUCUGUCAAUCAUCUACAUUUUCAUGUAUACUAUUUAGAAUAUCAGCUGAUAGUUGACUACUGUCCUGUGAAUCAUCUGGGUGGAAAAAUUUAUGAAAUAACUGCCAUCCCAUGCCCUGGGUUUGUUCUACAGCUGCAUAACAGUUCAGUCCAAGAGAUGGCUAGGCUAACCCACAAAAUCAGUUCCUACUUCCAAACAAACGACAUAGCCCACAACAUCUUUAUAUGUCGUGGUGUUGUAUUUGGUGAGGCGAGGAACAGCUCUCAGACAACUAUCAGGCUCUUUAUAUGGCCCAGGAAGAAGUUUAUAGUUAACCAACCAAAAGGUAAUAAAUCCUCUGAGGACUUUAAUGUUGCCUGUAUUGAGCUGGGAGGCCACCUGCCUAUCAAAGAAGUGGAUGGCUACAACACACUGACAGAGGCAGACGUUGAUGACAUCAUAGCUGACGCCUGUCUGCCCCCUGACCAGUACCAGAAGAUAAAAUCUGAUAUCACAAAGUUAGGACUGGAAGAGGAUAGUUGACCAUUGGACCAGACUUACAGGGAUAGUUGACCAUUGGACCAAACUUGUACAGGGAUAGUUGACCAUUGGACCAAACUUGUACAGGGAUAGUUGACCAUUGGACCAGACUUACAGGGAUAGUUGACCAUUGGACCAAACUUGUACAGGGAUAGUUGACCAUUGGACCAAACUUGUACAGGGAUAGUUGACCAUUGGACCAGAAGAUAAAAUCUGAUAUCACAAAGUUAGGACUGGAAUAGGAUAGUUGACCAUUCAAGUACUAUACUUCAUAACUUAAGGAAAUAGUGUUGGUCAAUUUAUUUAGUAUAUAAGAUUAAAAAAUAAUAUUUCAUUGUAAUUCUAAAAUACAAAAGGAAUAUAGCCAAUUUAUACCUUUCUUUAACUAACUUUAGUUUUUGUCAAUUCAGGUUUUUCCUUAUAUUAACUUCAUACUGAUUAGUUUUUUAAUGGGUUUUUAUUGUUCUAUACACUGUUUUGUACAGGAAUAGUUACAGUGAUGGAACUGUUCUAUUUAUGUAGAUCAAGUUCUUCCCUCAGUGGCACUAUGUGAUACUGGUACUUUAAUUAAAGAGUUUUCUGUUACUUGCAGCCAACCAUCCAUUCAAUCCUAGGAUCAGUGUCUGGCGUCAGUUGGUUCUAGCCUCUGAUGCUAUUGGUGUACAUAUACAGGAUAUUUAUUCUCCUCAUGUGUUGAUGACUUGUUAAACUGCCUUAUUUAGUUCAUGGAAUUUUUAUUGAUUGAAAUAUUUAUAUAUGUAUAUGAUAUUUUGAGGAUUCUUAAAAAGGUAUUAUUCAUACUCAAUAUGUAUAUGUUACUGUGGGAUUUCUAUGGUCAAAAAUUGACUGGAUUUAUAGAUGAGGUAUUUAGUUGUUUUUUUACAUUUUAACCUGGGUAUAAAAUUGUAGAGUGCUUUAUUAAUUAUUAAUGGUAUCUAUGCCUUUAGUUCAUGGCUACCUGUGUGUCAAUGUCUGUAAAGACAAUAGUAAACCUUUCAGUGAACCUACAAUUUAUAAACAGCUGUCAAUGCAUACAGUUUGAUGUUUUUUUUUCCUUAUUGUCAUAGGUUGUCAACACUUUUUCAUUUAGUUAUUUAUGGGACAUUCCAAACUGCUACUGUCAUUGCUGUUCAUUCUUACUGGCACAAGAUUUAAGUUUUGUUUCAUUUUUAUGCAACUUGGUAGUGUGAUAAAAAAAUUGUUGAUCACCAUAUAAAUCAAGUUUCUGCCAGUGUUUGUAUGCAACAUUACAUGUAGCUAACAUAAAAAAAAAAUGCUGAUUUAUGUGUGAUGGACAGGAAUUGUCUUUUUUUAAUUUCUUAUUGUAGACAUGUAAAGAUUGCAGUGUUAUUUAGUAACUUCAGAAUUGAACAACUUUUAAAAAGAACAAAAUAAAAAUGUAUCAAAGUACACCUACACAUUUCUCCACAUGCGGUUUAUUAUGGAUGAUGAUGUUGCUGUAACCUCAGCAUGUAAUGGUAGACUUACGUGGUGUUGUAGUGGUAUUUUUUUUGUUAUAUCAGGCUUCAAUGUGGUGUGUGGGUGGAAAUACUAAUGAAAAUAGCAUAAGUAUGGCCUGCUGGUGGUAAAGUAAAUGAGCAACUGGGGGAGGGGCUAGAAUUGUGACAGUUGUAGAUGUGGUCAGCAGUUUAGUGAAGAUUGAAGUUUUUUGUAUAAAUUUUGUGAACGACUUCAUUUGCUGUGAUUCUAUGAUAGCAUUUAUAUGCACAAAGAGAAAUUAAAACUUUAAGCAU
Physella acuta is the source of this 3360-nucleotide messenger RNA. RefSeq names its product GDP-D-glucose phosphorylase 1. Gene Ontology annotation, biological process: glucose metabolic process. The record is from RefSeq and is a predicted model, not a curated record. Gene Ontology annotation, cellular component: cytoplasm. NCBI's taxonomy places the organism in Eukaryota, Metazoa, Mollusca, Gastropoda, Physidae. Gene Ontology annotation, molecular function: GDP-D-glucose phosphorylase activity.